This is a messenger RNA of Cuscuta campestris, 958 nucleotides long. Lineage: Eukaryota; Viridiplantae; Streptophyta; Magnoliopsida; Solanales; Convolvulaceae. The record is from the annotation of a GenBank genome assembly.
AGUAAAAGCCAUAGCCAGGUGGAAAGUUUUCGCCGACUUUCCCCAAUUACCCCUCAUCCCCUUCCUUCGAACCUGCAGAAAAAAGGAAAAAUCCACUCAAAUUCCCCAAAUCUCGAUCGGAUUUUCAUCCCUGUUACUCCAUUUCCCGAGAUUCGUUUAUUUUCUUCCUCUAAACUCCACCGGUCCAGACCGCCGAUGGACGGAAUCGGCCGGACGGCGCCAUUGCAGCCUUCGGGAAACCCGGUAUCUCCGUUUAGUUUCAGUAACGAGUCGGCUCGCUCCGGGUCUUCCCUCGCCGCCAGCGGCAACCCAGAAGAAAUCUUGCACCUGAGUGUCAAUGGAGGACCGGAUGAGUGUGGCAGGUGGACGGAUGAGAAACAUGAUAUAUUUCUAAGUCUGUUAGAAGCAUCAUUUGUUAAACAGAUGCACAAGCCAAUGACCGCCGAGCCCAGGUUCCAAGAUCAUGCUAAAGCAAAGACAAAUAUGUCCCAGAAACUGUGUACGAACAAGUCUAGAGCUUACAACCAGAUUUCUGUUGCACAAGAUCCCAGUUGGCACGAGAUCAAUAUAGAAAGGGAAUUGGCAAAUCAUGGUACUGCAUCCAUUUCUCAUGGUUCCUGCAAAGACAAACAGAUUUCUCUUUUCAGCCAUUCUGAUAUUCAAGUGCUGGGGUCUGAAGAAGGUUCAGGGCAAAACUUUGUUGAUGAAGGUAAUGAAGAAAAGAUUAACAUAGACAUGUAUGCCCUUGAUCAUCAAGUAAAGAUGAAAAUACUAAGUCCCUGAAAAUCCUUAUUUCUCAUCAUUCCAUCCCAUACUUAUCUUCUAGCUAGAUGGUCCCAUCUGAAAAUCCAGUAGCUCCUGCUUCUUCUCUUUAGCAGUAUGAGAGCUUUGUUGGGCCCUCCAUGUAUAACUGAGAUGUGAAAUAGUUUAUGAAAUCUCGAUUUUAAGUUUCAUCUUA